Candidozyma haemuli is the source of this 753-nucleotide messenger RNA. RefSeq names its product mitochondrial 54S ribosomal protein mL67. The record is from RefSeq and is a predicted model, not a curated record. Lineage: Eukaryota; Fungi; Ascomycota; Pichiomycetes; Serinales; Metschnikowiaceae. Bases 1 to 753 code for a protein of 250 amino acids. Gene Ontology annotation, biological process: DNA recombination; positive regulation of mitochondrial DNA replication. Gene Ontology annotation, cellular component: nucleus; mitochondrial large ribosomal subunit. Gene Ontology annotation, molecular function: single-stranded DNA binding; structural constituent of ribosome; DNA strand exchange activity. The transcript has a single exon.
AUGCCGCAAAUGCGUUUGAGUGCCGAAAAGAGGAUGAGGAAACAUCUCCUCGAACAACUCAAGGCCCGUAAGAUCCUCGGCGCCAGAAUCGCCCAAGGUUACAAGAAAAAGGAAGACUUGAUCAGAUUGAACUUGGCUCCUCAAGUGUUCAUGUUCAAAAACCUCUUUUCUGGCCAGGUCAUGUACUCGCAAGUGCCAGCAUACCACCAGGACCAGAUCAAUGCGCUGUUCCCACGUCCGAACUGGGAAAACAGAAGACCAGCCAGAAGAAACGAUCUCUGGAAACUCAUGUGUGUGGCUUCGUUUUCUAACUAUAACUACGCUAUUGCUGCUUAUAACGGGUUGAUGAAGUUGAGGCAGGCGAGAGAUAUCCACCAGGCAAAGGAGGCCAAGCUGAUGAGAAAGAAGAACGAUGAUGGUAAUACAUGGUACUGGAGUCAGUUCAGACCCACGCAUUCACAGGAAGCCGUGGCCGACUUGGCACAUGUCAUUGACGAGUUUGAGUUGGAAAACACCAAGAUCCACUGGGAGAAUGUUUGGAGAAAGGGAGAUGACGCUCACUGGAGAAUGGACUUGGCUGAGCACGAAACGUUACCUGCGUUCACGCCCAAGUUCCAGAGCAUUGUUCUUGACGAGAUGAGAUUGAAGGGGCUUGAUUUCGUUCUGGAGUUGAGAGCGGCUGCCGAGGAGGAGGCCGAGGAGCCGUUGGAGACGAUGGAGACGUUGGAGAAGGAGACGCAGACUGUAGCAUAG